Molecule: messenger RNA, 1694 nt
Organism: Toxorhynchites rutilus septentrionalis
Lineage: Eukaryota; Metazoa; Arthropoda; Insecta; Diptera; Culicidae
Product: E3 ubiquitin-protein ligase TRIM37-like
Exons: 3
Coding region: 236-1627 (463 amino acids)
Biological process (GO): protein autoubiquitination; negative regulation of centriole replication
Cellular component (GO): aggresome; peroxisome
Molecular function (GO): ubiquitin protein ligase binding; ubiquitin protein ligase activity; zinc ion binding
Source: RefSeq, a predicted model, not a curated record
CGAGUCGUUUUCGAAUGGUGUGAAUUGAGCAACAGUUCAAUGUAAUCACCAUUGUUUGCCACUAUUAUUGUUUCAGACUUAUAUGUCGACCGACUUGACGACUCUAAUAUAACUGAAUUUGUGCUGAGUUCUGAAUUCGUCCCGUGUUUCGAUGCACACACUUUUAGAUUGAGAUUUGCCUAUUUUAACAUAAUUUAUUUAUCAGUGUGAAAAGUUGAAACAGUAUUUGUCCUAAAUGUUUUCCACGACAAUGAUUUCCGAACAGGCGGAGCAGCACCUUUCGAGCAUGGAGGAGCGCAAAUCUCACGUUAUGAUUUGGUUCGAUAAGCAGAUCAAUCUGGAGGAGCUUUUUGCGUGCGCCAUUUGCCACAAUCCAAUCGAUGUUGAUCAUCCUAUCCAUUGUCCAGAGUGUUCGAAGUUAUUUUGUGGUGAUUGUAUCGAUCAGUGGCUAAACAUUCAUUCGAUUGGGUCCUCUAUGAAGCGAUGUCCCUGUUGUCAGGUUGAAGUGGAUGUGGGUAGCUUUGUUUACUGUCGUGUCUACCAGGAUGUGAAUGAAAUGAUCGACAACUUGCGAAACAAGCUAGAAGAGUUGAUCCGCCUGGUCAGCAUUCCCCUGAAGGCCUGCGAAGAACAUGGGAAAGAGCUGUUACUGUUUUGCAGUGCGUGUAAAAAGUGCAUCUGUAUUAAGUGUCUUUUCAGUGCUGCACAUAAGAUACAUAUUAAUGAUAUUGUGGAACUAGACGAGGCAAGACAGAAGUACAAAAAGAUGAUUGAAAACGAGCACUCGUUUCUGGCGAAUCGGCUUGAUGCCUUGACUAAAGCAGGACAUCAGAUUGCGGCCAAUGAGUCGGACAUGGUGGAUGCAAACGAGAGCAUAAUUGAAGAUCUGAAUUGGGCGAUGGAACAAAUUAUCGAUAAAGUUAGGGAUGAGAUGAGCGAACGAUUUAGGCAACAGGUUGAACCUGUGAAAGCUGUAACACAGCAACAGAUGAAGGAGGUGAAGGCAGUUAUGCGAAAAGCAUUCGAACUCGCCGCUGAGGAGACGAGUCCUUCUGUCAUGAUGGAAACAUUCCAAAUGGUUGGCACUAUAAAAAAGAUGUACUAUGAGCCCGUCCCAGCACUUCGAUUACCGAAAACCGAAUUUGUUAAUCCGAUAACACCACAAUUCGCGGAGCUGUGUUUCAUCAUCCAUGGAUUCAGCAACACAAUUCGGUUGAAUGGACAAAUUCUCUCAGAGCAACAGUCAGUCGAAGGAUACAUGUUGCAGCUCAAGGGUCACCAGGAUCGGGACGAGAACGGUAACGCUGUCGUCAAGUUGUCCCUCAUCAUAGUUGAUGGGUACAAUGUGUACGGUGUCAAGGUGAUCUGCUACCCAGUGAAGAGUGCAUCUGUCGAACCCUUGGCGCGACGUAUGGAUUUGAAACUGGGCGAGGACAACACAGUGCUGGAAUUUUCCGACUUUCAUGCGAUGGAGGGAUUUCUCGAGGAAAAAACCGAUAAACUGCGUUUACGAAUGAACUUCCGGUUGUGGGCAACUUAUUACGAGAAAUGUGUUCACAAAGAUUGGUACAUUGAAAAGCUGACGGGGGUUAAGCAGAAAAAGCCGGGAUCGAAAAAUGUUGCAUGAUAACGAUAUGUGUCGGAUGUUACUGAUUUGACUAAAUAUGAAAUAUACCAAUUUCUUUAAAUUCCAA